Molecule: messenger RNA, 1215 nt
Organism: Penicillium macrosclerotiorum
Lineage: Eukaryota; Fungi; Ascomycota; Eurotiomycetes; Eurotiales; Aspergillaceae
Product: aromatic ring-hydroxylating oxygenase subunit alpha
Exons: 1
Coding region: 1-1215 (404 amino acids)
Molecular function (GO): iron ion binding; 2 iron, 2 sulfur cluster binding
Source: RefSeq, a predicted model, not a curated record
AUGUCGGUAACCUUGAAACACGACCUCUCCAUGAAUGGAAGUGCUCCACUGGGAGCUCUCCCGGAUUCAUGGUACUCAUCACCUGAGAUUUUCGAGCUUGAGCGACGAGCUAUUUUCUCUCGAAAAUGGCUUCUAACCACACACAAGCUAAGAUUCGCCAAAACGGGCGACUGGCUGCGAUACAACUCUGCUGGAUUUAGUUUCAUCCUAGUUCGCGAUAAGGAGGGCGGUAUCAAUGCUUUUCACAAUGUUUGUCGACACCGCGCCUUUCCUGUCGUCACCGAUGAAGGCGGUACCUCCAGGAUCUUCUCCUGCAAAUAUCACGGCUGGUCCUACGGUUUGACUGGCAAACUCGCCAAGGCACCAGGAUAUCAAGACCUGGAAGGAUUUGACAAGAGCAAGAACGGUCUUUUCCCCAUUCAUGUUCACAUCGACAACAACGGCUUCAUCUGGGUAAACUUAGACGGCGGUGAAAGUCCGGAAAUUUCCUGGGAAAAUGACUUGAGGGGGGUUGACCUGCAGUCGUCGUUCAAAGAAUUCAACAUUGAAAAUUUUAGUUUUGAUCAUACAUUGGAUGUGAAUAUCGCGUACAACUGGAAGAUAUUGGCUUGCAGCCAUACGGGCGAUAUGAAUGAUGACGGAUUCAUUAACAACUCCCACACCACAUCGGACCAGGUUGCUCGAGGCCUGCAGAUCGCAAGCACCUAUUACUUUCCUAAUGCUUCCAUGGUCAUCUCUCCAAACUUAUUUUGUAUUAAACGGUUCAUGCCGACCUCAUCCACCAACUGCGAGAUGCGGUACGAAAUUUAUCGAAACAUCAAUUCUAGCGAUGAGGAUUUUGAGAUGACCCAUCAAGAGUUGAAACGCAUCAUGUCGGAGGACAAAGACCUCUGCGCCAAUACUCAGAGAAGCCUCAGCUCCGGGGCUUUUGCUGAUGGUGAGUCAGGCUCUCACAUGGACAAAGGGACUAUACAAGUUCAGAAUGCAGUGAGAGAUCUCGUCCUGGAUCACUACAAGCGGGAAGCGGAAGUGGGGCACGAGAUCUGGCCUUCACGCCAGACUCUGCCGACCGAAGCUCAAACCAGCAAGGAGGAUGUUGAUUUCUGUGCCAAGUUAUCAGCCCAGAAUCAGACAACUACCGACUGUUCGACCCAGUCUGGCGGCUGCUGUGGUGGAAUGGCUUGCCAAAGCGGAAAUCAGGCUCUCGCAUAUUAA